AAUAAUAACCAAUAAAGGAAAACGGGCCGGCCAGCUCCGACCAAAGCUCUCCAAUGAAUCCACGAUGAGCUAUAUAUUUGAUGUCUGCGAUUCCAUUGUCGGCAUCCGAGUGUUCUUUUUCAGAAAUAUAAAAAAGGUGAUGGUUCUUCAGCCUUUGCUGGACCCUUAGCUCACAGAGAUCCACUUUUCCUUUUUUUUUUCUUCUUCUCAUUUUCUUCAGGCCAUUUUCCUCCUUCCCAAUCAGAGUGAGCACCGAUACGGAGAGUCAGGAGCUUCGGUGGUCACUGUCACCAGGAGCUAUGGCUUUUCAGCGGCGCCGCAACCACUAUUAUAAUCGGUUUAGAUUCCUUAUCCCUUUCAUUUCGUCCAUUUUCGGUGGCCUGCUUCUUUUCUUUGCACUUCUCUCUUUUCUUGCUCCUUCUCCCAAUGUUUCCGAUCAUACCCGCCGCAUUCCUCCGUUCAAUGCUGCUUCCGACAAGGCGAUUGGAGUUUCGCAUUUCCGCGUUCCGCGCAAUGGAGCUAGAUCCGGCCGUGAUCUUUGGACUUCCAGAAAUGCGAAGUUCUACUCUGGAUGCAGUAAUGCUAGCAACAAGUUCCGGAAAGCUAAUGCCAUUACUCAUCCGAAUCGUUAUUUGCUGAUUGCAACUAGUGGAGGUUUAAAUCAACAAAGAACUGGGAUAACAGAUGCAGUUGUUGCAGCACGCAUAUUAAAUGCCACCCUUAUUGUGCCUAAGCUUGAUCAAAAGUCCUUUUGGAAGGAUUCCAGCAACUUUUCAGAGAUCUUCAAUGUUGAUUGGUUUAUAUCAUUCCUGUCAAAAGAUGUGAAAAUAAUUCAUCAUCUGCCAAAAAGAGGCAGGAAAACAUGGAAUGCUCACUCAAUGCGUGUCCCCAGGAAAUGUAGUGAAAGAUGUUAUCAGAACCGUGUCUUACCUGUUCUUUUGAAAAGAAUGUGUCAGGCUAUUCAGCUCUCCAAGUUCGAUUAUAGACUAGCAAACAAGUUGGAGACAGAUUUACAGAAACUGAGAUGCAGAGUUAACUACCAUGCCUUGAAAUUCACAGACUCAAUAGAGAAAAUGGGUGAAAAAUUGGUCCAUCGAAUGCGGGCAAGAAGCAAGCAUUACAUUGCUUUGCACCUCAGGUUUGAACCAGAUAUGCUAGCAUUCUCUGGUUGCUAUUACGGUGGAGGUGAAAAGGAAAGGAGAGAACUCGGAAAAAUUCGAAGGCGAUGGAAAACAUUACAUCAAGUCAGCAAUCCUGAGAAGGAAAGGAGGCAUGGAAAAUGCCCACUGACUCCAGAAGAGGUUGGUUUGAUGCUGAGAGCGCUGGGAUAUGGGCAGGACGUCCAUAUCUAUGUGGCAUCUGGAGAAGUGUAUGGAGGGGAAGAGACGCUAGCCCCUCUGAAAGCCCUUUUUCCUAAUUUCUAUUCCAAAGAAACCAUAGCUUCCAAACAGGAAUUGGAAAAAUUUUCUUCAUAUUCCUCUCGCAUGGCUGCGCUGGACUUUAUUGUCUGCGACGAGAGUGAUGUAUUUGUCACCAACAAUAAUGGAAAUAUGGCAAGAAUACUGGCUGGAAGAAGAAGAUACUUCGGACACAAGCCUACCAUUCGUCCAAAUGCCAAAAAACUGUAUAGGUUGUUCAUGAACAGAGCCAACAUGACAUGGGGAGCAUUUUCCUCCAGAGUAAGAACAUAUCAGAGAGGCUUCAUGGGGGAGCCAAAUGAGAUGCGGCCUGGCAGGGGUGAAUUUCAUGAAAACCCAUCGCCUUGUAUAUGCGAAGAGGCCGGGUUUCAUGUCAAGUCUGAUAAUUCAGGACCCAGAGAACAUGAUACGACACGAAGAAGAGACGAGGCUGCGACAGUAGGCGACGACCAAAACAAUGAUUAUGAGCCAGAAUGGCCGGACUCAGAAGAAGAGGAAGAACAAGUUGAGUUCCAAGAUAAAGAUCCGUUCAACACAAGUGUGGAAUAUGAGGGAAGUAACUAUGAGGAGCCAAAUUUGGAAUUGGAAGAGAUUCUGUCGGACUAAACGAGCUGAUCCUUACUAAAGUGAGUACUUUACUAACCUUUAUUUUCACUCAGAAAUUGUUGAUUCAACAAGAGCUGUUGAUUUUUAGUGCAGUGUAUAUAACAACCCCAUGUAACAGUACAGUCAGAUCUUGUAUCGACAAUUUGAGUAUCUCAAUUAAAGUGGCGUGGUUGGACUCU
This is a messenger RNA of Cucurbita moschata (crookneck pumpkin), 2203 nucleotides long. RefSeq names its product O-fucosyltransferase 16-like. The record is from RefSeq and is a predicted model, not a curated record. Lineage: Eukaryota; Viridiplantae; Streptophyta; Magnoliopsida; Cucurbitales; Cucurbitaceae. The transcript is spliced from 10 exons. Bases 300 to 2024 code for a protein of 574 amino acids.